Rhizophagus irregularis DAOM 181602=DAOM 197198 is the source of this 1092-nucleotide messenger RNA. Lineage: Eukaryota; Fungi; Glomeromycota; Glomeromycetes; Glomerales; Glomeraceae. The record is from RefSeq and is a predicted model, not a curated record.
UGCCAGAAUUUUAUACAAGCGUGGUUUAACGGAAACUAUGAUCACGCCGAUGGUGUUAUGGUGUAACAAUAAUAUUUUAUUAAAGUUUGAUCUAAAAAAAAAACUGUAAUUAUCUGUUUAUUAUUUUCUUACAUGAGUAACAAAAUGACACAAUUUCCAGAAGUUAUAAUAAUACUUUUGGAUGUAUCCAAGAAUAUGUUAUGUCUUUCAAAUCAAUUAGAAACAAAAUUUGAUAGUUCAAAAUCUUUAUUAUUACAUUUUUUAUCAAGAUAUAAAUUGAAUACAUUAUCUAUUAUAUCAUUUGAUUCUAUUUGUCAUAUUUUACAAGAUUUUACUGAAGAUUAUGAUUCAUUAAUUACAAAGUUAAAUCAAUUGAAUCUUCAACCUAAUGAUUCUAACCGAGAAAUGAAGCUGGCAUGUGAAUAUGUUGAAAAUUAUGUUAUUGAAAAAUUUGGACCUGAUCAAGCAUGUCAAAUUAUUAUGUUAACAGAUGGUCGUUCUCCACAAAAACAAGAAUCUCAAUCAAUACAAUUUCAUAAUCCAUCAUGGAAAUUACAUAUAAUAUGUUUAGCUGAUACAGUAACAAAAAGUGAACAUUCUCAAACAACAUCACAAAUUCUUGAAGAAUAUAAAAAAUUAUUAAAUCGUCGAAUUCCUUUAAGUAUAACAAAAAAUCAUCAAAAAGGUGUUUAUACACUUGAAAAAGGUGGUGCAUUUUGUUAUUUACCUUAUCCUCAUUUUAAGGACUCAAUUUUAAGCAUGAUGGAUAUAAUUCUUGAAAAAUAUUUUUUACCAUGUAAAGGAUUACUUUUAUGUGGGCAAUUACGUUUUCCGAUUAAAGUAUAUCCUGUUCUUCCUGAUGUCGAAUAUAUACAUGAUAUUGUAAGAACUUUGUCCAUUGUAGCAUUUAAGCCAAGGGAAAAAUUACUUGGGGAACCUUCUAUUUUUCGAUUAUGGAUGUUCGUAGAUGAAGAAUAUGAUGACCAGGUGGAUAAACAAGGGACUUUUUUCUUUUCUUGAAAUUAUCUUUUUCUGACACUCUCUAAGACGUUUGAGUUGGAAUGAUUUAGGAUAAACAAGUACGAAAUAAUU